Molecule: messenger RNA, 757 nt
Organism: Mytilinidion resinicola
Lineage: Eukaryota; Fungi; Ascomycota; Dothideomycetes; Mytilinidiales; Mytilinidiaceae
Exons: 1
Coding region: 135-578 (147 amino acids)
Source: RefSeq, a predicted model, not a curated record
UGGAGGACGGGCUCGUUCCACGGGAAUGUUACUGAUCGGGCAUCCGGAGUCGCACUGACAGAAGGGAACAAUCAUGAACAAGCGGUUGAGCGCAUCCUUCCCUGGCUCGGAAGACGAGCUCGCUCCCCAGGGGCAUGACGUUGCUGAUCGGGCAACCAGAGUCAGACUGGCAGGAGGGGACACCACAUGCAUCGCACGGUUUGAGACUUGAGUUCGUCGUCAUUCAGGCGCGUCGACAGCUCGUUCUAGUCGCGCGUUCGCGUCUUGGAGUUGCGAUACUUCUCGGAGCGUCGCUGGUACUUCAUAAAGGAAAGUUUCGGCGGGUGCCUGCGGCGGCGCUUCAUGAAGCCCUUGGUCUUUUCAAGCACCAAGACCGACGGCCCGAGUUCUUCUUGUCCCCCUUUGCGUCGCUAACGCUCUCCUCGGUGUCCAAAAGGUCAGCCUUCUUUUUUCCUUCGCUCUCUGCUCAGCCGUCUUCGACUUCUCACGAGCCCGCCGGACCGGAGUUGCCGAGAGCGGUUCCUGGUCCCAUGAGUUUGAGGAGGCACGGCGAGGAUCGCACCUUGUGCGGAAGCUGAUGAUUGGGGAGAGGGAGUCGUCUAGAGCGUGUGCUGUCAGCCAUAGAGUCGCCGAACGUGGAUGUGGUUGAUGCAGUACCUGUUGCUGCGGGUUGCCGCGAGGAGGAGAGUCGGUGGCGGAGGCGACCACCAAACAUCUUUCUCAACAACUCCGCCUGCGAUCGGCCUUGCCCCCCGCU